AUGGCAGCCGAGAUAGGAGACGAGGAGAGGAACGAGCUUUAUCAGCUCUUCUGCAGUCUUGAUGCGGAUGGCGGAGGGCAGUUGGAGCUGCAGGAGCUGCAGCAGCUUUUCGAUUCCAUGGGGAUCAAGAUGGAGGAGGAGAAGUUGAAAGAAAUGUUUGCAGAGGUCGAUGAGUCAGGUGACGGAUCGAUCGACUUUGACGAGUUCCUCCACAUCAAAGCCAUGGAAAUGCCACUCGACCCGCUAGCAGAGGCUCGACGAGCGUUCGAUCUGUUCGACAAGGACGGAAGUGGAAGCAUCGACGCGGGGGAGCUGAAAGAUGCUCUCAGGGCGAUGGGACAGAACGCCCUCGGGAGAAACGUCAACGACGGGGAAGUGGAGCAGCUGCUGAAAGCAGCCGAUGAGGAUGGAGGGGGAGAGAUUGACUUCGACGAAUUCUGCGACCUGAUU
Guillardia theta CCMP2712 is the source of this 450-nucleotide messenger RNA. RefSeq lists its product as hypothetical. Gene Ontology annotation, molecular function: calcium ion binding; enzyme regulator activity. The record is from RefSeq and is a predicted model, not a curated record. The annotation marks the transcript as partial. The transcript has 3 exons. Lineage: Eukaryota; Cryptophyceae; Pyrenomonadales; Geminigeraceae.